GUAAUUAGGCGCUGCGCUUGUUUUGUGUCGGACUUUCAAGUUGAAAUGACGUUUGAUUGGUUAAAACAUUGUAACUGUGGAUCAGGCAUGCUUCAUAUCUGUUUGAGUAAUCUUCCAAUGUUAUUUAGUAGAUUUGACUCAGCUUGCCAACAACGCUCUAUCCUUAAUUAACGUCGAACCUUACAUUCAGAGUAUUCAUGAAAUUACACCUGCUUUCGUCUUUGACUUAGCAGUUGUCUUAUUUGGUAGUGACAUUCUGCCUCGUCGUGGUCGCGCUGAGACCGAAUGUGUAGAAAACUUCGAGGCUAUUGUGUUCAAAUUGUCUGAAGAAAUAGGAGUGGACUUGGAUCACAUUGUACCAGAAGACCUUAUGGUUGGAGAACCCAGAGCACUAUCGGAUUUUCUUGUCCUGCUAACCGCAUUUAUUGCCUACUGUCAUGAAUCGAACCUUCUGGAGCUCCAAAUAUCAGCGAAUGAGUCUUCCUUUGAGUGUUCAGGCCGCUUGAAUACUAACUCAAAAGUAAAUUCAAAGAAAAAGGAAUUACUAGAAUGCCAGUUGUCUACUUCUCCUGAAUUACCACGUCAUAGUGUGACUUGUGCACCCAUGUUUUCUACAUCCUUUCACCAAUCUGAUCGGUCUGUUGAUCAAAGUACACCAGUGAAGCGGACUCCAGCAUCUUUCCAAACUAGAAACCCUUAUCCACCCGUUGAUAAUGUCAAUUCAUUACUACAAAAAUCAAAUUUAUUUGCAGUCCAAUCGGAGAACGUGAAACCAAGUUAUCCUGUUGCUUCGUGUCUUUCCAAUUUCUUAGAGGUACAUACAGACACUUCACCUCCAGCAACACCAAAUGCAAUGAAUGGAUAUCUAGAAAUCGUACAUUCUAAUUUAUCCGAUGCAGAUAUUUUACCUAGUUUAGAGAAUUCUGUGAAUAUGCAACAAUUUAUGCCUAGUUCUCCAGUUGAUGAAUUUAAGAAAUUAAAAGAUUCUGGCUCUCAUUUGACACGUUCACCUAAUAAGGAAUAUUUUGGAAGUAGAAAUUUUAUUUCCGCAGAAUCUACUGUGUUGGAUGAUCAGUCGUCAUUACAUGAACAUAAAGUGAAUCUUUCUACAUCCUCAAAUAAUAUCAAUAACAGAAGUGUUUCAUCCUCUGUUGAAUUAAUUCAUAAGUCAAUUAGUGAUAAACAUGAUAGUUCAAGUAGUGGUCGUGGUCGUAGUUUAACAGUUACACAAACAGUUCCUUUUCAAUCUAAUACAUCACCUCCUUCAAGUCUUCUUGAAUUACAUACUUUUCCAAAUUCACGUAAUACAACUCAUAAUUAUCCUAUAGAGCAUAAUAAUUCCUAUCCUUCUCAGAAAUCUUUAAACAAACUUGUAUCUAAUGAGAAAAUCAAUAAUAGUUAUGAUUCUAUUCAUACAAGUAGUAUAUUAGCUUGGAAUGAGGAGAAUAUUAAAUAUAAUAAGAAAAUAAAUAAAAAUGAAUUACAUGAUGGAUCAUUAGAUGAAUUAACUUCACUUUUAUCAACUAGUUUAAUAUCUGAUACAGAAAAAGUUUCAAAUGAAAUAUCUGGUCAUUGUCCAACUACUUCGGAUAUUUUAACUGAAAUUAAUGACUUCGCUUGUAUACUUGAAAAACGAUUAAAUUAUUUAAGGUCUAUUUAUUUUCGUGCACAUUCGGAAGCUGAAGCAUUGGCUGGUUUAGUUCAAUUGGUCACAUCAAAAAGUUUAAAUAUUAUUGAACCUAUGAACAACAGUCAAGUAAAUGACAACAACAAUAAUAGUAUAUUAAAAAAUAAUCCACUUAAUGUGCAUGAGAACCAUUUGCAUUUAGAGUCUUUAUUAGUUAAAGCAAUUGAUCGUAUCGAUCAACUACUGGAAAAAUACAUUACUCCUUGUUCAGAAGUAAUUCAAAAUACUCAUAGCAAUUGUAUGAAUUCUGCAAUAUGUUUACAUCAUAAAUCAAAAAAAGUUGACAACUUUCCGACAAAUCAAACUUACUUUCAUUCAAAGAAUUCAUCUAAGUUCAGUUCUUUGUAUGAUGAUAGCUAUUCGGAUGUAGAGUUGAAAAAGUUAUUGGAUCUCAAACAUGAAUAUAUGAUGAAAGCCUUCCAUUUAUGCUUAGAUCAACUUCGUUUAUUGAAUGAAUAAUUCUAUUGUUGCUUCAUAUAAUGACUCUCUAAUGUAUCUUUUAUUCUUUAUUAUUACAAUUAUUGUCUCCAGUAUUAAUCAUGGUUAUUAUGUUUGAUAAGUCAUUAUAAUCUGUUGGUGUAUUUUAAGAGGUAGUAUUUAGCCAAUCUCUUCUAUCACUUCUUUAUACUCGUUUUAAUUUACUGUUAUUAUGAUUAAGAUCUACCAUUUCUUUACAUCUCAGAUAUUAACUACCUUCAGAUAUUCUGUGUAUUAUGUUCUCAUGCAAUUGUUGUUUACUUACUUUCUUUCUUUUGUUUUCAAAAUGUUGUUGUCAUGUUUGAUUUGAUUCAGAUAUGAUGUUGUAUACGUACACAAAUCUUUUAUCUUUACAGUUAUGAAUGUUUAGACCUUUUAAGAUGUUUUUCACACUAGCAAGGUACGUUUAAAAGUUUAAACAUACAAUUUAUUCUCUAAUUUGAUUAAUGUUUAUCCUAUAAUUGUUUAUCUCUUUAUUCAACCAUCAAUCCUAACGACCGUGCAACUGACCACACAUGUUUCUUCCUGAAAUACUAAUAGAAUCAAGAUUCCGUUAAGUUUUUAUCAAAAUAUCAGUCUUGGUAUUGGAUACAUCAUAGUAUCACAAGUAUUCGAAUUAUAAUUGACUGCCUUGUUACCAUCUAAUCAAUGAUAAUAAUAAUAAUCACUUUAUCCAUUUUAAGAAUGACCAUAUUAGGUAAAUUUCAAAUUAACGAUAUCUCAACUUUACCAAAAAAUUAACUUUUCAGAUAUUAUCACUGUUAGCUACAAGGAAGGGAAGCGUGAAAUGUACUUAACUAAAAUUGACUGUUCAGUAUUCUGGUCAAAAUGUACAUUUAAGUAGAAACUACUGUAUCCAACUGAGUUAAUUUGAUUUUAACCAUCUUAAGUUGUCCAGACCAAAAUAUACUAAUCAAGACUUUGGAUAACGAUUCAAUCACUAAAAAAUUGAUUACUUGUAUCACUUGGUCGUAAUUCUGUACAUAUUUCGAUCCGUUGUUAUUAGUUCUUCAACUAACGUAGCCGACGUUUGAUUUUCUCACGAAAUGAGGGUGACUUAUUUGCUAUGUUAAAUUCAUAAAAUUUAAUUGGUCUGGGAUAUUUGGAACAAGUCACUGAUAAUUCCUAGACCUAGGUGUUGUUUUCGUUUACACUUGUGAUGAAAGCUACCUUAAAUUAAUACUUUAUUGUUUUCACCCUGCAAAUGUAGACUUUCUCUCCAUACUACGUAAGCUGUUUUAGUAGUCUGUACGAGAACAAAUGAGAAUGGUUUGUGUUUUUGUAGUGAUAAAAAAAUAGAACGUAGUUUUCAUUUCUCUCCAUUUACUAAUCGAAAUUUCCAACCUGGCUGUAGUACAUUCUCGAAAAAUCGACAUAAUGCUCAACCAUUUAUUUCGGUUUUCUGUACAUUACUAUUAACUUAUUAAUUGAUGAUAAGUAAAUUACAACUAACAAUUUUUCAAUU
Schistosoma margrebowiei is the source of this 3629-nucleotide messenger RNA. NCBI's taxonomy places the organism in Eukaryota, Metazoa, Platyhelminthes, Trematoda, Strigeidida, Schistosomatidae. The record is from the annotation of a GenBank genome assembly.